GAUCAUGCUGCGGACUACAGACUGUUAAGGACUUGACUGUAACUGCCUCUAAGAGGAAGCCAUUCUACCUUUCGUCCAGAAUUUCUUCCCUUCUGAUGCAUCUAAGGCUACAACAGCAUUCAAUAUUGCGUAGGUGGUUUCUCGUUUUACUUCAAUGGAAGGCGAGACACAAUCAGUUGUGCUUCAAGACCUGGAAACCAAGAUUCAUGUGCAAAGCUGAUGACAACAACAUAAUCUCUGCUAAAUACAAGAUGUGUCAUUCACAGUAUCGAAAGGCUAGGAGUCAAUACAAAAUGAUGGGCAUGCUGGUCAUGAAACAGAUCUUAUUCAUGAUUCUCCUGGGUGCUGGAGUGAUGUAUGCUGUAUUACACAGCAACCUGUGGAAGACCAACAGCUUGGGAUUGUCCCCUCUGGAUAGAAAACAUUGCAGUUUCAAAAGCAAUGUUUCUACUUUCAUAAAGAUGGAUAAUUUAUGUCCUUUCUUGUGCAAAAGUAAUUUUUUUGAUAUAUCUGCAAGUCGUGGAAGUAAUAAGUUUGAACUACCUUAUGGAGUGAAGCAUGCAGAAACCUAUUUUCAACAAGCACUUUCAAAACUUGAAAGCUGUGACCUGUUCCCGGAAGAUGAGAGCUCAUCCUGUAAAAAAUGUAUUGUGGUUGGCAAUGGAGGAAUUCUUCGAAACAAAAACCUGGGUCAAAAAAUUGAUUCUUACGAUGUGAUAAUUAGAAUGAAUAAUGGACCUGUUAUAGGCUAUGAAGAUGAUGUUGGAAGGAGAACAACAUUCCGACUUUUCUAUCCAGAGUCAAUUUUUUCAGAUCCACUUCACUACGAUCCUAAAACUAUUGCAGUUUUUAUUGUCUUCAAGCACCAUGACUUAAAAUGGCUUUCAAAUCUAUUAAGUGGCCACAAUAUAAUGGCAACUGAUGUCUUCUGGAAAAUGAAUAUCAUGACAUUGAUGCAGAGCAGAGAUUUUUGAAGGAGCUUAUAAAGCACCAAAUUGUUAUCAAUCUCACAGAAGAACCAAAUUAAUGAACAAUCACUAUUUUUUGUAAAAGUGAAUGGGGGAAUUAUUUUUAUUUGAAUUAUUUUUUUAAUAAAGUAU
Messenger RNA from Protobothrops mucrosquamatus (brown spotted pit viper), 1100 nucleotides. It is a transcript of the gene ST3GAL6, whose product is annotated as ST3 beta-galactoside alpha-2,3-sialyltransferase 6. The record is from RefSeq and is a predicted model, not a curated record. NCBI's taxonomy places the organism in Eukaryota, Metazoa, Chordata, Lepidosauria, Squamata, Viperidae. Gene Ontology annotation, molecular function: beta-galactoside alpha-2,3-sialyltransferase activity. Gene Ontology annotation, biological process: glycolipid biosynthetic process.